AUGAAAAUCAGCCCAUUGGAAACGUGGGUGUUGCCUAGAAACGUGGGCCAACGUGGUCCAGUAGGCUCUAAGUCUAGGCCUGUAAACACAGCCAUAGGAGCCGAGAAGACAACUCCUAGAAGUCAAAGCACUGAAAUGCACAAAGGGACACUUGUCCUGUACAGUAGCACAAAUGAUAUUGUUUGGUCAUCGAAUUCAUCACGAACUGCAGAGGAUUCAGUUGCAGAGCUCUUGGAGACAGGAAUGAAAUUGGGGAGCAACUUCGUAACAAAGAUUGACAAGUUUUUAUCAUCUUGGAAGAGUGCUGAAGAUCCUGCUCGAGGUGAAUAUUCUUUCGUUAUAGAUACUCAUGGGUAUCCCCAGCUACUUCUGAAGAGGGGAAACAUUACUCUGUUUAGAGCGGGACCAUGGAAUGGCAUAAAACUCAUAGCAAAUCCUAGACCGAUACCUAUUUCCAAUGAAUUUGUUUUCAACAGCAAAGAGAGCUUCACAUGGAAUGACCGAACAAAUGAUCGGGUGAUUGCUGACGUUGGCCAGUUUGAUCAGUGUGAAAAUUAUGCCUUUUGUGGUCCAAAUACUCGCUGUGAGAUGAGUAGAUCUCCUAUAUGUGCAUGCUUGGAUGGAUUCAUUCCCAAGUCUCCAGCAGAUUGGAACUUUUCAGAUUGGUCAGAUGGGUGUAUCCGGAGAACUCUGCUAGAAUGCAGCGAAAAGGUUGGCUUUCUGAAAUAUACAGGGAUGAAAUUGCCGGACACAUCGUCUUCCUGGUACGACAAGAGCAUCAGUCUCAAGGAAUGUCAGGGAUUAUGUUUGAAGAACUGCUCCUGCACUGCUUAUGCAAAUUUAGAUAUCAGGCGUGGUGGAAGUGGAUGCCUGAUCUGGUUUGGUGACCUGAUUGAUACAAGGUCAGCUGGGGAUGGACAAGACCUUUUUGUUAGGAUGAAUGCUUCAGAAUUGGGUACGUAUUCCAAAAUGCAAAUAUAA
Messenger RNA from Populus euphratica (Euphrates poplar), 981 nucleotides. Its product is annotated as G-type lectin S-receptor-like serine/threonine-protein kinase At4g27290. The record is from RefSeq and is a predicted model, not a curated record. Lineage: Eukaryota; Viridiplantae; Streptophyta; Magnoliopsida; Malpighiales; Salicaceae. Gene Ontology annotation, biological process: recognition of pollen. The transcript has 4 exons. The coding region runs from base 1 to 981 and encodes 326 amino acids.